AUGUACCGCACCUUUUUUCUUGGCACCCGGAAGCGUGCACAGAAUCGCAUGGAUCUGGACAGCGACCCGAAGAGUUCUUUGCUUCAGGGCCAGUCUACAACAGAGCUUGUGAUUGAAAACACGGGCGCAGACGUGAUUACGGAUCUGCGCCAGACGGCGAGCAUGCUGGUCGCUGCGCAACAGGCACACAUUGCGGCAAGCCAGGUCGCGAAAGCACAGGACGAAUGUGUGGAAAAUAGCGGGGUGGAUGGACUGACGCACCCAGAUGGACACGCGCCCAAGGAUCUCUUGCACCAGGCCGCGGGUCUUGUCAAGGAGCCCAAAGUCGCUGCACUCGCGCUGCGCUGCGAGGUGGUUGCCAGCUUCUUGUUCCGCCUUAUCACGUACGUCUUUUUACGCAUAAUUCCGGGACGGUUUGGUAUCUACGCGGUACAUUUCUUCACACUGUAUCUCGCCGCAUGGUGUACGUACGAGCUCUACCUUGGACUCCACCGGCAGCGCACGGAGAAUACGCCGCGCGUACACGUCUCGCCGACAAAGAUUUUCACAUCGCUCCUCCUCGGCCGCUCUACGAGAUCUACGCGCGUGAAUCAGCUUUUGCUGGGCCUCCAGACCAUCGUUUUUCUCUGGUUUCUGGAUGCGUACUACGCACCGUACAUGUUUCCUUCGUACCGCGAAGACUCUUUGCGCUUUGCACGCAUCGGGGCACUUACGCCUUCAUCGGCUACACUGCAUGUGCGCUACCCAACACCUCUGCCUGGGCUCGAUGGUUUCUGGGAGACGGAAUUGGACGGCGCGCUGCAGGAUGCGAGCAACUUUCAGGGGACGCCCGUGCGCGUUGUGUGGCGGCAAGCACCGGAUAUGGCUGAGGGUGGGGAGAAGACAGCUCCGCGUGUAAGCAGCAUGUUCCGCGAUACACGACGCUGGGAGCGCGGCCCUCUUCUGCGCUUGAACGAGACUGCGGAUUGGACAGCCACUGCAGUGCUCAAGGAUCUAUGGCCCGCUACCCGGUACGAAUGGCGGUUAGCGUUCGUACACAACAAUACGUUUGCGCCGCUGCCGGAGCGGCCUGUGCAGUUUGUAACGUGGCCAGAUCCACGGCUCUCUGCGUACCUCAAGACAAAGUCGAGCAAGGAUGCAAAUCACGCGCCACUCGACGACCCAAACCACUUUACGUUUGCCACCUUCUCUUGUGUCAAACCCGAUUUUCCCUACCAUCCCGCACAGUUCUGGGGGUGGAACUGGCUCUUGAAGCUCGUGGGGAUUGGCGGCGGAGAAGGGGGGAUUGCACAGCGCAAUCGUGUGCAUGGUUUCGAUCUGUUGGCAGAUCGACUUGCCAAGGUGCCCGCUGGCGGAUUCCGAUUUUUGCUUGAGCUUGGCGAUUUGAUUUACGCAGAUGUGCCCCGCUACGAGGGACCGUUUAUCGAGACGUACCGCAAGUUGUACCGCAACCUGUUUGCCUCGGCAUCGUUCCGCAGAGUCUACUCCAAGAUCCCUAUUAUUGGCAUAUACGAUGACCACGAGAUUAUUAACAACUGGUCGGGGGGGGGAUACGGAGAUGAAUCAGAGCCGGUCGAUUCGAAGCAGGCGCGCGAAUACGAAGCGCAGCCUUCGCCGCCGCAGGGCCUCGAAAGUGGCUUGCAAGCUUGGGAAGAGUAUGUUGGGAACGCGAAUCCCUCGCCGAACGUUGCCGGGGACCACUUUUUCAACUUCCAGUAUGGCGACACUGCAUUCUUUGUCAUGGACACGCGUAAACAUCGGGUCCAUCCAAGCUACAAAGGACCUAUCCGGUCCACACUUGGGCUUCGGCAGCGUACUGCGCUACUUUCGUGGCUUGCACAGGUGAAUGGCACCGCGACAUUCAAGUUUCUUAUCUCUUCUGUACCAUUUACCUCUUUGUGGGGCGGCCCGCUCGACUUUGACGGCCGCAAGGACGGUUGGUCUGCUUAUCCCGAGGAGCGCAAACUGAUCAUGGACGUGAUUCAAUAUGUACCGAACGUGAUCAUCCUCUCGGGUGACCGGCACGAAUUUGCAUCGGUCAGCUUUCGCAAUGCGUCUGUGGAAUUCAGCACGAGUCCAUUGUCCAUGUUUUACAUUCCCGUUCGCACACUCGCACAGUCGCACUCGAUGGACCCUCCGGGCGACGAACAACUACUCAAGUACCUCCCUGAUGGGAACCAUAAAUGGACAGAGCUCGAAGUGGAUACACGCUAUCCAGAAGAGCCUGUCGUACGUGUCGGCGUAUUUGUCGACGGAAAGGAGGCGUGGCAUCUAGACGUGCAUGGACGGCCCGUACGGCGAGCACAGGGCGCGUUGGGAUCCAUCGCGAAGAGUCUCAUGGAACUUCUUGGGUUCCGCGAUGUGCGCUGGUUCGAUUGA
Messenger RNA from Malassezia vespertilionis, 2379 nucleotides. RefSeq names its product alkaline phosphatase. The record is from RefSeq and is a predicted model, not a curated record. The coding region runs from base 1 to 2379 and encodes 792 amino acids. NCBI's taxonomy places the organism in Eukaryota, Fungi, Basidiomycota, Malasseziomycetes, Malasseziales, Malasseziaceae. The transcript is spliced from 2 exons.